AUGUGCUCGUUAGCGUCAGGCGCUACCGGUGGCACUGGUGUCCGUUUGCGUGUGCUAGGCGCCGCGGAGGAGGAGGACCCGCCAGGCCUGUCCGACAGCGGAGACGAGGCCAGCUGGGAGGAUGAGGACGACGCGGAUCUCCCCCACGCCGAGCAGCGGACCCCCUGCCUGUUCUGCGACAGGUUAUUUACAUCUGCUGAAGAAACAUUUUCACACUGUAAGUCGGAGCAUCAAUUUAGUAUUGAUAACAUGGUUCGUAAACAUGGACUUGAAUUUUAUGGAUACAUUAAACUGAUAAAUUUUAUUAGACUUAAGAAUCCUACAGUUGAAUAUAUGAACUCCAUAUACAACCCAGUGCCUUGGGAGAAAGAAGAGUAUUUAAAGCCUGUAUUAGAAGAUGACCUUUUACUUCAAUUUGACGUAGAAGAUCUUUAUGAGCCGGUGUCAGCCCCGUUCUCCUAUCCCAAUGGGCUCAGUGAAAAUGCAUCUCUGGUUGAAAAAUUGAAGCACAUGGAAGCCAGGGCACUAUCUGCUGAAGCUGCAUUGGCUGGAGCACGUGAGGACCUGCAAAAAAUGAAACAAUUUGCUCAGGAUUUUGUGAUGAACGCAGAUGUCAGAGCCUGCCCAUCAUCUACCACUGCCAUUGCAGACCUCCCGGAGGAUGAGGAUGGUGUUUAUUUCAGCUCCUACGGGCAUUAUGGGAUACACGAAGAAAUGCUCAAGGACAAAGUACGAACAGAAAGUUACCGAGAUUUUAUAUACCAGAACCCACAUAUCUUCAAAGACAAGGUAGUUUUGGAUGUUGGUUGUGGAACUGGAAUUCUCUCUAUGUUUGCUGCUAAAGCAGGGGCAAAGAAGGUUCUUGGAGUUGAUCAGUCUGAAAUACUUUACCAGGCAAUGGAUAUCAUAAGAUUAAAUAAACUUGAAGAUACUAUUACACUAAUAAAAGGAAAAAUUGAAGAAGUUCGUCUUCCUGUAGAAAAAGUGGAUGUUAUUAUAUCCGAGUGGAUGGGCUAUUUUCUUCUCUUUGAGUCUAUGUUAGAUUCUGUCCUUUAUGCAAAGAACAAAUACUUGGCAAAAGGAGGAUCGGUCUACCCUGAUAGUUGCACUGUCAGCCUUGUGGCAGUAAGUGAUAUGAAUAAGCAUGCUGAUAGAAUUGCUUUUUGGGAUGACGUCUAUGGCUUCAACAUGUCCUGCAUGAAGAAAGCAGUCAUUCCGGAGGCUGUGGUGGAUGUUUUAGAUCCAAAGUCACUUAUUUCAGACGCCUGUAGUGUUAAGCAUAUAGAUUGUCAUACAACAUCUGUCUCAGAUUUGGAAUUUUCUUCAGAUUUUACCCUAAAAAUCACAGAGACAUCAUUGUGCACGGCAAUUGCUGGCUACUUUGAUAUAUAUUUUGAGAAGAAUUGCCACAACAAGGUUGUGUUUUCUACGGGCCCACUGAGCACCAAAACACACUGGAGACAAACAAUAUUUUUACUGGAGAAGCCAUUUUCAGUUAAAGCAGGUGAAGCCUUGAAGGGAAAGAUCACAGUGCACAAGAAUAAGAAAGAUCCACGUUCUCUCAUUGUGACCCUCACAUUGAACAAUACAACUCAAACUUAUGGUCUUCAGUAA
This is a messenger RNA of Rangifer tarandus platyrhynchus (Svalbard reindeer), 1614 nucleotides long. The record is from the annotation of a GenBank genome assembly. NCBI's taxonomy places the organism in Eukaryota, Metazoa, Chordata, Mammalia, Artiodactyla, Cervidae.